This is a messenger RNA of Oryctolagus cuniculus (rabbit), 8565 nucleotides long. RefSeq names its product SLX4 structure-specific endonuclease subunit (gene SLX4). Gene Ontology annotation, cellular component: nucleus; Slx1-Slx4 complex. Lineage: Eukaryota; Metazoa; Chordata; Mammalia; Lagomorpha; Leporidae. The record is from RefSeq and is a predicted model, not a curated record. Gene Ontology annotation, biological process: DNA replication; DNA repair; resolution of meiotic recombination intermediates. Gene Ontology annotation, molecular function: protein binding; DNA binding.
GGAGCCGGGCUUCGGGGCUGGGCGUCUGCACUGUUGCGCUGGAGGCCCUGUCAGCGCGAGCCGCUCUCGCUGUGCUGAGGGAGACGAGGGCGCUCGCCCGCCUGCCUCCCUCCCUAAACCCUUAGCCUUAGGCCGCCCGCGGCCGAGGCAUCUCGGAGGCAGGAGCGGCGCCCCGGUGGAGGCGCCGGCGGGCGGACCCGGAGCCAUUCCGGCGAUCGGGGGUCUCCGCUGGCUGUGAGGUCCUCAGAGUCCGGGGCAGCCCUUUCCCUGCUGGAGUGUCCGGACAGCCUUUCCGAAGGUCGCCGGUCUGGGGGCAGCGGGAGGGUUCGCCCGCCCCAGUUCAUUCAUUCAUUCAUUCCUCGCCUGCGGUGAGCCGGGCGCCCGGGUAGGUACGAGGCUGAGGAGGCACAAGACGCCUGCCCUCUGGGUUCGCCCUGUGGUCCGCAGACGCCGGCUGAGCAGCUGUCGGAGGCGGGCGGAGGGCGGCUGCUCACGCCCAGCGGAUCAAAUGCGGUCAGCCUAGCCCCGCGUUCCCGUCCCUUGCCGCCCCCUGUGCACCCUGGAUUGCGCCACGCUGCCUGCAGCCCAGUAGUGUCGAACACCUACUGCGAGUCGGGCACCUGGUCAGCCAAAGCACACGGGGCGAAGGAGGCCAGCCCUGCCGCUGCUAACGCCGUGGGAACGGACCGCUCUCAUCCCGCCCCUGGCUGGCUCUCUCAAGUAAACCAAGUGUGACAAAGGACUGUCGUAAGGACUGGCUGAGUCCAGACCUGGAAAGCAAUUGGAACGGUGCCUGGCGCACCGUGAGCGUCCCGUAGACGUUACCUGCUGCGCGGGGUCUGCGGUCUGGGCGCCGCUGUGAGGCCAGCGAGUGGUGAGGAGCAGCUGAGGAGGCCCAGGCCGCUCCUCUGCGGAGCUGGCGUGCAAGAUGUGAAGGUAAAUGCACCAACUGUGUUUUAUCACCGUGGGCCCCUUGAAGCGCGCUGUGAGCCCCCCGUUCGUCUGUGUUCUACUUCAGAGGCAUCUCUUGGACACCGCUCUCUGACUUGUGACCUUUUGCAGAGGGAAGCUUGAAAUGUGUUGCUGAGCCACAGGCCAUAAAGGUACCCGCAUCAUUACGCAGAGGAGCAGCGUCCUUUUUGUCUGACUGUGCAGACUCUCUGUGUCUCAGUGAGGAGCAGAACUCAAGGCGAAGCUGUGGGUGUGAAUGAGAGUCCCUCUCUCAUCUCCGGACCUGCCCUGAGAUCGACCCUCACUCCUCUGAAGAGCAGCCUGAGAGCCUUAAGACAAUGGAUGAGUCAGACGACGAUUUUCAAGAACUUUGCGCCAGCUUUCUCCAGAGGGUGAAAAAAAAUGGAACCAAGCAGGUGUCAGGAGAAAAGAAGACACAGAAGGCCUCAAAUGGCACUCAGAUAAGAAGCAAACUGAAAAAGUCCAAGCAAAACGCCACCAAGGCAGAACCCCUCCCAGGCCCAGCAGAGAAGAAACCGCCACCUGGCAGCCUGUCCCCUCGGGCUAAAAAGACAAGGAAAACCAAGUCGCAAGCAAGUGACCUGGCCGUCACUGUGAACGGGGAGGCACGUGCGCUCGCUCCUGCUGCACAUCAGCCUGGGCUCGGGGAAAGAGCGCAGGGCACCCAGACAGAGAGCGUUCCCAACGGCGAUUCCCAGCCGCCUCCUCCCUGCCUGACCACAGCGGCGCCAAAUCCCUCCAAACCCCGCACGGCAGAGCUGGUUCUGCAGCGGAUGCAGCAGUUCAAGAGAGCUGACCCCGCGCGCUUGAAGCAUGAGCCGGAAGAGCGGCCUCCUGGGGCGGCAGCCGAAGGAAGCGUCCCAAAGAGCCCUGGGGAGCAGACGGCAGCCGGGAACGGGUGUGAGCCUGUGCUCUCUGCCACAGACAAUGACGCCACGGUGGCCCUGGCCCUGCAGCACGAGUUUGGGCAGGAAGCAGCGUCUGCACGUGGCGACGACCUGGAGGAGAAGGGCUUGUUCUUCUGCCAGAUCUGUCAGAAGAACCUCUCGAUGAUGAGUGUGGCCCGGCGGGAGCAGCACGUGAACAGGUGCUUAGACGAGGCGGAAAAGGCACUCCGACCACCUGCACCUCAGAUCCCCGAGUGCCCCAUCUGUGGCAAAGCUUUUCUCACCUCAAAGAGCAGAGCGAGCCACUUGAAGCAGUGCGCAGCGAAGAUGGAGGUGGGCCCCCAGCUCCUGCUGCAGGCCGUGCGGCUGCAGACAGCCCAGCCCGAGGGCGGAGGACACCCGCCCACACCCAGCUUUAGCAGCCCCACUGGAGGUGUGAAACGGAAAGGAACCUUGAACAAGAAGGAGCCCCAGAAGAGAAGGAAGGCCGACCCGCCCGAGGCACCGUCCGAGGACCUGCUGGUGGCCAUGGCUCUGUCCCGCUCCGAGAUGGAGCAGGGCCCUGCCAUGCCUGCGCUCAGACUGCGGAGUGCUUUCUCCGAGAGGAGAGAGAAGAAAGGUCGCAAGAGGAAGCCCCCGGUGUCCCCCCCGCAGUUGCUCGUCCAGGACCGCGCGACCACAGGCAGGCAGAUAGAGGACCGCGUGGCCCUGCUGCUGUCAGAGGAGGCGCCGCUGUCCCGCACGCCGCCGCUUCCCGCCAGCAGGAUUCUGAAGGAAAAGCUGAGAAAGGCAGGCUGGUGCCUGCAGCCGCCGGAAGGGAAGCAGAACUCCCUGUGGGAGGGCAGCGCCCUGACCGGAGCCUGGGCCGUGGACGCCUUCUACACGGCCAGCCUCGUCCCUCCCAUCGUGCCCCAGCGGCCUGCCGAGGGCCUGACCCAGGAGCCUCCACGACCUACGAGGCCUCCUGAGCAGCCAGAGUCAGGUCUGGAGGGGCCACCUGCUCUCCCCAGCAGCCCCGGGGACCUGUCGUCAUCGGCCAGCCAGAGGGAGCACCAGGCCCUGCAGGACCUCGUGGACCUGGCACGGGAGGGGCUGAGUGCCAGCCCGAGGCCCAGCAGUGAGGACCUGGCCAGCUCCGGUGGGGCCACAGGCCAAGACGGAGCUGGCUGCCCAGGGCUGGAUGUGGUGCCCCGCGGCCUCCCGCCGACCGGCUUUGUCCUGCCUAAGGAGAAGCACCUGGAGCGGGGCGACCACGCUUCGCUCUCCAUCGGGCUGCUGGUUGCCGACUUCAGCGCCAUGGUCAACAACCCGCACCUGAGCGACGUCCAGUUCCAGGUGGACAGCGGCGAGGUGCUCUAUGCCCACAAGUUUGUGCUUUACGCCCGAUGUCCACUUCUCAUUCAGCAUGUGAACAACGAAGGCUUCUGCGCUGUGGAAGACGGGGAUCGGAGCCAGCGCGUCCUGCUGAGUGACGUGAGCGCCAAGGCGGUCCGUGCGUUCCUGCAGUACCUCUACACAGCGGACAGCAGCCUGCCUCCCCGCCUGGCCCCUGACCUACAUGCCCUGGCCCUCAGGUUCGGCGUGAGUGACCUCAUGCAGCUGUGCCAGCAGGCGUCUGCCGGCGUGGACGUGGAGGAGGAGCGCCAGGCGGAGAAGGAAGGAGAGAAGUGUGAGAGCAGACUGGAGAGUUUCCAGGAGCUGCUGAGGUCGGUGUGGGUGGAUGAGGAGGAGGAGGCAGAGGCUCUGUCGAAGUCCGAGGGCCAGGAAGAAGACAGAGAAGAGGUGAAUGAAACAGAAAUGCAGGAGAUUUAUGAAUUCGCAGCUACUCAGCGAAGGCUUCUCCAGGGGGCAGCAGUCCCAGACGUGGAGGAUGCUGACCAGCUCCCCGAGGACGGUCCAGGGCCUGGGCAGGUCCUGGCACGCAUCCCGCGCAAUGACGAGCUGGAAAAGGCAGAGCAAACGGAGCUGGCAGGGCCUGGGAGAGCCACAGCCUCACCCCGCAGGGAGAGCGUGAGGCCGCGCGUUCUGCCCCCACAGGGCCAGCGCUCAGCCGUGGACAGCGAGGCAGGGACCCAGGAGCAAGAGGCACCAGAGGACACAGGCGGUCACUCCAGCUCCCCCACCCCUUCUGGGGCCUGCUGGGCAAGGGGAGAAGGUUCCUUGCACUCGGUCCGUAUCCACAGUGAGGAACCGCUGCUGGCACCAACUCAAGGAGGGCUCUUACAACCGUCCCAGGCAGCGAGUGACCACAAGGAGCGAGAGAGCACUAUCCGGGGGCGGGAGGGGGAGCUUUCCCACCCCCCCACUCCCCAGCAGGCUCCCCACCCCCAUCUCAGCUGCCCCCCGCCGCAGCCCCCAGUCGUUGGGAGUCCUGGCCACUCGCAGCUUCACGCUCAGCACACAGGCCCGCUAUCCGGCCUGGCGCACAGCAGGCUGUCUGAAGCGGCCUCCCCACGCUCGCCAUCACCACGGGCAUGCUCUAGGCAGAAGAGGUCCUGCAGCGUCCUCAUGGCGCUGACCGAGCCAGGCCUGCGGAGAGGCGACGCCUGCAGUCCCAGGCUGGAACCCAGAACCGCGGGGGCCCCUGCUGCCCCGGCUACCCCGGCCGCGUCGGCAUCCAUUGACCUCACCCAGACAGAGCCCGAGGGUUCCAGCUGCCAGUCCCAGAGUCCUCCCUCCAGGAGCAAGGGGGAUGAGAUUAUCCUUUUAUCAGAUUCAGAUGAAGAGCCGGAGCCGGAACAAGCCAAGAUCAGGCCGGCUUCUGACCCCCCAGGAGAAAGGGAGCUGUCGGGAAUCAGCCCCAGGUCCUCGGAGCUGUUUCCCGUGAUCGAUGUGGACGCAGAUCUGGAACAUUCCCAAAGCCCACCGAGAAGAGGAACUGGGCUGCGGCAGGGGGAGGAGGUGCUGUCAGAGAAUCGGGGCCCUGGGCACAGCAGGGGGACCCCCUGGCUGUCCUGUGACCACGAGAGCACCCCUGAUGAGGACAGCACCACGGACACCUCAUCCUGGCUGGUGCCCGCCACCCCCCUGGCCAGCAGGAGCCGCGACUGCUCAUCCCAGACCCAAAUCCUGAGCCUCAGGCCCAGGACCCCCGUGGCUGAGAAGACUGGGCACGCCCCCCGGGCUUCAGAGAACAGGGCGGCGAAAGGGGCCGCACAGGAGUGGUCUGUGAUCGUGCCCCAGACGCCACCCGCCAGCCGUGCUCCCGUCACUCCGGGGGCUCCCGACAGUGGCAGGCGGGGCUGUCGGAGCCCGCCCCGGCCUCAGCCCAGGCGCCCCAAGCGCUCCUCUCCACUGGCCCCUCGUGCCAUUCCAAGAGGCCUCCCCGAUUUCACCUGGCAGUUCCCAGAACGCUCACCACCCAGGCCGGGCCAGCCCCCUGCGGCUGCGGCCAGCGAAGUGGUGGAAGUUGAGGACAGCGAAGGGGAGCAGGAGGCCGCCUCCCUUCCGGCAAACAGCAGCCCCCUGCCGGACAGUGACCCCCCAGGGCCAGCGGACAGCUGCUGCUGGCACCCUGAGCCCCUCUCACCGAUCCCAAUUGACGACCUGAACCUCGAGCGGACAGGCCCCCUGGGCACCAGCAGUCCCUGCAGCAGGACCCAGAAGUCCCCAGACAGUGGUGCUACCCCCACCCGAGGCAGAAAGUCCCCAGAGUCGUCCUCACAGGCCGGCUCCCCAGGGAGCGAAAGACUGAGCUUUCUGAAUUCAGCUCUGUGGGACGACUGGGAUGGCAGAGAAAAGUCGCUGGAAGCUCCUCCCACAGCCCAGACCCCAGGGGCCGAUGGCACUGAGAGGUCAGGCGCAUCGGCGACACCAGGUGCUCAUCGGAGGAAGAACUUGCCCCCCAAAGUGCCCAUAACGCCAAUGCCAAGGUACUCCAUCCUGGAGACGCCGGUGCUGAAGAAAGAGCUGGACAGGUUCGGAGUCCGCCCUCUGCCCAAACGCCAGAUGGUUCUGAAACUGAAGGAGAUCUUCCAGUACACUCACCAGACCCUGGAGUCGGACUCGGAGGACGAGAUCCCGCCCUCACAGGUGUCCCGGGAGGCACCCUGCAGUCAGACCUACAACGCCGAGACCUCCGAGACUUCCAGGGCGGGAGGCUGCACCCAGCUGGAGGCCGCCCCGGGCCCCAGGCCACAAAGGGCCAAGGGCCCCCAGCAUGGGACGCCGCAGCCCAGUGGGGGCCUCCCAGCCCCUGGCAGACCACCAGCCCCCGAGGCCUCUCCAGGCCCUGAUGGUGACGCUCGUCUCCCAGCCUCCCAGGAAUCCGUGGCUACCUCUGUGGACAGCAGUGACAGCUCCUUCAGCUCACAGAGCUCUUCCUCCGCAGAGUUCGGAGCGGCCUUCGAGUCGGCAGGUGAAGAGGAGGACGGCGUCAGCGCCUCCCAGGCGGCCGUCCCCGCAGCAGCCGUGGAGGAGGCGGUGAGGCGCUACAUCCGCUCCACGCCGGCGCUGUACCAGAAGGUGCUGCUGUACCAGCCCUUGGAGCUGGCCGAGCUGCAGGCUGCCCUGAGGCAGAACGGCAUCCGCGUGGCUGCGGGCAAGCUGCUGGACUUCCUGGACACCCACUGCGUCACCUUCACCACCGCCGCGGCCCGGAAGGAGAAGCUCAGGGGGAAGAGGCUGCGGGGCGUGGGCAGGAAGAAAGGGGGGCAGAAGUGACGCCCCCACCUGGACCCCACCCUCCAGGUGUGCGCCCUGCACCCGUGUCACAGCCCCCAGACCGCCUGUGGGAGGCUGCAGGGUGCCCGGUCACCAGGCUCCUCCGUCUCGGCUGGGGCCUGUGGAACGACGGGCGCAGCCCUGCCUCCUGCGCUGGAACUGGAGCACGUCACGGCUGGAUGGAGGCCCGCCCCUGCCUGUCGGUGCUUCCACGUCUCCUCUUGUUCCCGGGGGCCUCAUGGAUUCUGGGGGCCUGGGCGGCACCAGGUGGCGGGGCGAGGCUUGAUCCUGCCCCAUCUGCCCCCUGCAUCCCCCAGGCCCAGGCCCAGGCCCAGGCCCAGCUGCCCCACGAGUCCAUCCUGAGCUGGAGGCCAGCUGGCAGGGACCUGGCUUCCUUCUCAGCACAGCCACCACCAGCAAACCACGUGGCCUCAGUUCCCUGCACCACACGACCAGGGCCCAGCCCUCCUGGCCCGGUCAUUGGCACCAGCACCACCGAGCCCCCAAGGCAAGCACGUACCCUACCGGCAGGCGAAGGCGAGAGGAGGCUGGGUCUCCGGUCCUUGAGAACGCCCUUGUCUCAAAUCCAGUGCAGUUGGUUUUAUAUGAUGUGCAAUAAAAACAAACAGCUUUACAAAACCUGGCAGCUGCACCUCAGAAAAAGCCCAGGGAAACAGACCAUGAGCUUGAGCCCAGGUGGUCCCAGCCCACCUGUUCCUGCACUGGGGGCACAGGUGAGUCACAGACGGCCACGCACUCAUCUGCACAUCCGUCGGUCAUACACGGCGUUUCACAGAGCCCUGCCCGGGCCCCAAGCUGCCAGGCGAAGCCGUGGGCCAGCCUCAGGCACGGCUGCACAGGUGCAGAGCCGCCAAGCCAGGCCCCACCUUCCAUGGGACGAGCUGCAGAGCGCUGCGUGGCCUGAGCAGGGGCUGUGGGGAGAUGGAUGGGCCACCCCGGCUGCAUCCCGGCACGGGGGUCGGGGCUCAGUGGCCUGAGGGUUGCAUCAGCAAAGAGGGAGUGGAGCAGCAGCAACGGGUCUCCUGGACACGCGGCCUGGCCUGGCAGGUGCACAGGGCCCGAAGCGGACAGUGAGGAGCCCAGAGCCUCGUGUCCACUCUCAUCAGAGGGGUCACAGGGGCUCCCCAGCAGGGCUGUUUCUGGAAGCUGGAGGAGACCAGGUCCCUGUCAGAGCCCUGACCAUCAAAAGGCAUGUGUGACGAAAGAAGUCACUGAUGGCAAUGUGGGGGCGGGGUCAGGAUGGGGGAACGCAGGGGAAUUUCAGCCAGCCCAGCCGGGAGGCAGGAACGAGAGCCUGAGCCCGCGUGCGAAGCAACACGACCUUGUUCUGAAACGGCCGGCGAGGCCGUGCUGCCUGCUGGGGGGAGGGUUCAGAGGAAGGAGCCCCUGCCACGAAGGAACCACCACAGUAGGCUCAGUGUCCGAGAACUUGGACAUGCCCACAGGAACCGGCCAGCAGGCAGGCACCACAGGACUGGGCCGGCUCAUCCGUUGAAAAGGAACACGGUGGAGCAGAGCUGCCAUCGUGGUGCCGGCAAGGCUGGGGCAGCAGGUGUGCCAAGGGCCCGCUUUGGGGACAAGGCAGGAGUUCCCAUCUGAUGAGGAACCCCAGAGGGAACCUGCGCAGGAAGCAGGGCUGGGGACCAGAUCAGCCGCACUUGGCCAUGAGGGGCCCGGAAUGCCAGGCCCGUCCCACGUCUCGUGGCCCUGGCCUCAGCCUGGGGCAGGGAGCUGCCGGCCCUGCAAGGGGGCUCACAAGGAAGCGCCCCAGCCUUGCAAGCAGGAAGCCCUGAGUCCACAGGGAGGAUGACUGUGCAGCCCUCCUCUCCACACACGCCAGUCCCCCAGGGGCCAGGGGCCCAUGCACUUCUCACAGAGGACGCUGUGGAGCUGAGGCCACGGGCCAGGCCGGCUCUGGCUGGGCUGACAGACAUUCCUGGGGGGUGUUGGUACCCAUCCUCAGCACCCACGGCGCGUGAACCACGGAGGGAGGCCUCUUUCAUGUGACAGACUCACCAGGCCC